AUGGAUUUUGUGUAUGGAUUUGUCUCAAUCCCUGGUAAUGUUUUCCGUGCCGGAAAUUUUAUUCCACCCAAACCCAUAGUUGUUCGAGAAGGUGAAAAUGUACGUAUGCGUUGUGCAGCUGAAGGAAGACCAAAACCUAACGUGGAAUGGAGAAAAUACGACGGAAGCACAAUUCCCGUGGGAUCGUGGAAGGCGAUAUCCGUACCUGGACACACGUUAAACAUUACAAGAAUAAACAGGCAACACAUGGGAGUUUAUAUGUGCAUAGCUGAUAAUGGUAUACCACCUCCAGCAAAUCAAACAUUCGUGCUUGAAGUCUAUUUUGCACCUUUAAUAAGAAUUCAAAAUCAAUUAAUUGGAGUUGUCAAUGGAUCGACGGCCAUUUUAGAAUGCGAAGUGGAAGCUUUUCCAGAAUCUGUUAGAUAUUGGGAAAGAGCCGAUGGUAGAUUUAUCGAACACGGAUAUAAAUAUAGAAUCGGUGAUACUGAAAAGGAUAAAUUUAGAGUGAAAAUGCAAUUAAACAUAACAAAUGUUGGAGUUAAUGAUUACGGGUUGUACCAUUGCAUAAAAAUCGAUCCAGGUUUGGCAACUCCUCCUCCGGUACGAAUCGCUGGUCAGGGAGUGGCAAUUUACGGAGAGCAACCACCUCCUCCUGUUGAUUUCGAUGACAUUUGCCCUCCUCAAUCACCGUGUCCCGAAUGUCCCGAUCCGAAAGAAUUUAAAUGUCGGGAAGGAAGCAUAUCGCUUUUCGAUUUAGUCGGAAAAUUGGAAAUAAAACCUUUCGGAAAUGACACGUAUCCGGGUUUACCGAAUAGAACUUUGGAUUGUUUGCUGUAUGCCGUCGGGAAACCGGUUUAUCACAGAUACACAGAUCAAACGUACGGAAGCUGGAUGAGAGAUCCGGUACCGAAAAACGAUGCUUCCGGUGAAAUGUUUUGGGUUACCAGCGAAUCCGAUUCGACUCAUUUGUACGAAUUUGCUAACAAAAGCUCGUAUAGAAAAGACAUACCGACUAAAGUUUACGAACUGGAACAUCCUUUAAAAGGAAACUCUCACGUUAUUUACAACGGAUCAUUUUAUUACAACGAACAAAACAAACCAAGGAUAUUAAAAUUUGAUUUGUCGACAAAAACAUACGUUUCUUUGGAUGUACCAAUGGUGGCAACAAGCGGUAACAAUUAUUUAUACACGACCGAAUUCAAUUACGUUGAUUUUUCGGUCGACGACAAUGGCCUUUGGGUUAUUUACGGUUUACCAUCGAAUAAUAACACGAUUGUAAUGAAGAUCGAUCCGAACACAUUGAAAAAACAAUACAUGUGGGAUAUCAGUAUUAAUCAUCAUAAAGUCGGUGAAAUGUUUGUCACUUGUGGGGUUUUAUACGCCAUUGAUAGCGUAACCGAAAGAAAUACUAAAAUAAGGUUCGCAUUGGAUUUAUACAAAAAUAUUUUACUCGAUGUUAGUUUAGCUUUUACAAAUCCAUUUAGAAAAACAACAAUGGUCGGUUAUAAUCACAGAACGAAAGAAUUGUACACGUGGGAUAAGGGUAAUCAAUUAACGUAUCCGGUUAGAUAUCACGAAAUCGGUUAUAACGUGUCAAAGGAGGAAAAAGGAGAACCGGAAGCAAAUGCAAGAACAGGUUUUGAUAUUUUCUCUUAA
Molecule: messenger RNA, 1656 nt
Organism: Pediculus humanus corporis (human body louse)
Lineage: Eukaryota; Metazoa; Arthropoda; Insecta; Psocodea; Pediculidae
Product: colmedin, putative
Exons: 9
Coding region: 1-1656 (551 amino acids)
Biological process (GO): signal transduction
Source: RefSeq, a predicted model, not a curated record